Molecule: messenger RNA, 275 nt
Organism: Racocetra fulgida
Lineage: Eukaryota; Fungi; Glomeromycota; Glomeromycetes; Diversisporales; Gigasporaceae
Source: the annotation of a GenBank genome assembly
AAGAAAUUAAUAGUAAUAAUAUUAUUGAAUUAGAUGAAGAUGACAUACUUGAAGAUAUUAAUAUAAAUGAAAAUAAUAAUGAUACUGAAUUUAUAUCAGCAAUGAAUAAUUUUAUUACAGUAACUAAUGAAAAUGAAGUAUCAACAGAAUUUAGAAGAGUUUCAAUUGAUCUUUCAAACAAUAUAGAUCAAAAUAAUAAUGAAUCUAUUAUUAUUUCAAAUAAAAGAAGAAGAAAUACAUAUCUUACAAAUCCAAUUCAAAACAAAAAUAUUUAA